AUGUUAUAUUUGGAUAUUCUUUUGAAGUUUAUAAACCUGAUGGGAUAUUCAUUUGUGCGCAAAAUGAUUGGGUUUAUUUAACAGCUAUAUGGAAGGGGUAUGAAUCAGAUUUUGAUGAUGCUACUGAAUGGCAACUUCUUUAUAUUCAUCGUUUGGAAGGUCCAAUAACACAUAUUUCAAGUUAUUAUCAUGAAAAUUAUCAAUUUACACCAAAUCAUGAUUUUGAUGAAAAUAAUGCGUUAGCGGUGUUAUAUCAAAAACAAGAACAGGAACAAAUUCAAUAUGUUUUGAGAUUAUAUAACAUAGGAAAAUUUGAAUCAGGAAGCUCUGACUUUGAUUAUGUUGGUAAGAAUCCUGAUAAUGCCAAAUUUCGGACUAUUCAAAUACCCCGAAAUAUAUUUGAAAUUGGUAAACGAAAAGAUGAGGCAUUAGUUGUAAAGUCUAGUGAAUCGGGACCAACUCAAAGCGUUAUUCGUGUUAUGAAUGCAGAAAUAACAGCGGAUGAAGAAUCAUGGACUUUUCAAGUGAUGGUUAUUCACAAUUCUUCGUCUUCUGACGAUGCUAAUCCUAAACAAGAUUCUUAUAGUAAAGAAGCUUAUAUAGUUCGUAGUGAAUAUUUACCAGUUCUUGAAGAAUCACCAUUUCAAGUUGUAGGAGCUGAGGUUAACGCUAAUGGCAAUAUAUUACUUCUUGUCACUCAA
Molecule: messenger RNA, 701 nt
Organism: Racocetra fulgida
Lineage: Eukaryota; Fungi; Glomeromycota; Glomeromycetes; Diversisporales; Gigasporaceae
Source: the annotation of a GenBank genome assembly